AUGAUAUACAUAUUUCCUUGCAGUAGUAAUAGUAUUGAUAAUACUAAAUGGACAGGCCAAGGCCAAGCAGACUUCAAUGAAUGCAUUUUCACAUCUAUGCCAAAGGCUUCAAAAUUAAAAAUAGAUAAAGUUCUAGCAUAUUUUAUAUCUUCAGAUAUGAUGCCGUAUAGCAUUGUAGAAAAGGAAGGGUUUAAAAUGUUCACAAAAGCAUUAAAUCCAAGCUAUAAACUACCCAGUAGAAGUACUCGGAGUAACAAAAUAAUUCCAGAUUUGUUUAAGGCAACUAAGUUAAAAGUUGAGCAAAUUUUAUCAGAUGUAAUAUUUUUAUCAAUAACAACAGAUUGUUGGACUUCUGUUGCAAAUAAGCCUUUCAUAGCUAUCACUUGCCACUUUUUGAACAAGAAUUCUAACCUAGAGCUUAGUGAAAAUCACACUGGAGAAAAUAUUGCUGAUGUUCUACAAGUCACUUUAAUGGAGUAUAAUUUUAACUUCCACGAAGGAAUCUCUGUUGGUGCUGCUACAACAGAUUCAGGAGCUAAUAUUUUUUUCUUAUUGGAAGAAGUAAAACCUGUCAUUGAAAAAGUGAAAAAAUUACAAAAUAUAUUUGCAUAUAACUGGAUGGCUGCCAAAGAAUUUGGUAUAGAACAAGACAGGUAUGGAUUAAAGAAGAGUAAGUUUCCAUCUUUUUCAAAAACAAGAUGGUGGUCCAUGUUGGAUCUUUUAGAUGUUGUUAUAUCUCAAGAACUUCCAUUUUCAUCUUUUUUGAAAACCCACAAAAAAGGUUAA
Messenger RNA from Melanaphis sacchari, 786 nucleotides. RefSeq names its product zinc finger BED domain-containing protein 4-like. Lineage: Eukaryota; Metazoa; Arthropoda; Insecta; Hemiptera; Aphididae. The transcript is spliced from 3 exons. The record is from RefSeq and is a predicted model, not a curated record. Bases 1 to 786 code for a protein of 261 amino acids.